AGGGACUACUCGGUGUUUGAGUCUUACGGACUAUCCCGUGGUUCCUAUACAAGUCCUAUGGUGGCCUAUGGGGUCUUGUUAGCAAACAUUGGAGGAAACCAUCUUUCAUACACAGGAUAUUUACAGAAAUUUAAUUAAUUAUACGGGUGCCGUGAAAGGCGACAACAUGUCACAGGUAGGGAUACCUCGCCCGUCUUUUUCGGGACCGGGGCAGAAAGUUGGUGUAAGCUUACCACAAAUUGAACACCCACUUUCCAGAAUGGAGAACCCAGACAAUUUAGGAGUACGUGGAGUAUCUAGGGCCGGAGACAGGCCCGGGUCCCAUCCAAACUUUGGAAUGUCCAGUCGUCCGCUGGCUAAUGAAAACUCCUACCCCACAAGGAAGAGUGUAAGUGCCUUAGGGAGGGAGAGCCGGAGGGGGUCGAGGAUGGCCAUGUCCUAUCCCAAUUACAACGCCACUGCCAUUCCCGAGGGAGUUGAAGUCACGUACGGGGAUCCCAACAAAACAAGACUCCCGGUUUUUGGAAGUCGAGCUGACGUAGUGAUGAGCCGAAUGGGAGCGGAAAGCCGUGUAUCCUCCCGACUGUCCAAUGCGUCCACACGUGCAAGAUUGGAGGUAGACGAGAUUGAGGCGAAACUGAGACAGAAGAUGAGAGGAAGCUUCUAUGAAGUAAAGAAAAGGUUCAAAGACAUGGACCCAGAACAGAAAGGAAAUGUAUCACGGGAAGCUCUUCACAGGAUUCUGGUGACCAUCCUAGCGACAGAGAUGGGACAGUCUGUCUUUAACCGAUUGAUGGACCGGUUCGGAUUCUCUGACCGCCAGGUGGUUAAUUACACGGAGUUGUUUGCACAUUUCCGUGAGAUGCCUGAUGACUACCCUCAGUGGAUGGACCCCGUCCAGAGGAACUACACCUCGGACAAAGCCUCCAUGACCUGUAGUGAGGUUCACGCCCAGCUCAGAGAGAAGGCCAAGCAGAGGUUCCUAGAUAUAGCCGACCUGAUUCCACAGAUUAACCCUGGAGGUUCCGGUCGGAUCCUUAAGUCAGAAUUUAGACAAAUGUGUAACAAACUAAUGUUCUAUAUGGAAGACUCCGAAUUUGAAAAAUUAUGGAAAAAGUAUGACCCCAAAAUCACAGGAACAAUUGGAGCAGAGAGACUUCUGAACAGUCUUGGUAUAACUUUCCGAAGUGGAACUCCAAAUAAAGCUAGGCCCGUCCUGUCUCCGAUCCCUGAGCCUGGAGAACGCAAAAAAAGUAAAAAGAACAAAAACAAAAAGGCUAAAAUCGAGGACAUACCGGAGCUAGAAGAGUAUGGUGGCUCAAACUCCAAUCGGUCACCCCGCCGGAAGGAGAUAGAAAGAAAACAGUCAUUAGAUGUGGAGAGAUGGAUGAAGAAUAAAUUCCGAGAGGGCUGCCACACCAUGAAGGAAGCUUUUGAGGCGAAGGACGAAAAGAAUUCGGGAGUUGUGGCCUUUGACGACUUCCUGAGUGUACUGUCGACCUAUGGCCUAACUUUAGAGAAGAAGCUCCUGGCAGCCUUUCUAUCCCGAUGUAGUGUCCAGGCUCGGCGAGAGGGUGUCCCGUACAGGGAGUUCCUCCAUCGUUUCCAGGACCGAUCAGAGACCGGCAUGACUCACAACAUCCUCACCAACAACAAACACAGGCUAGUCAGACUGGUGAACAAGCGUCCUGACAGCCCAGGGGCUGGUUCUACCAUGAGCAGCAUCGAAGUGCAGUUGAUGAAUAUGUUCCAGAGGGACUUCCUGGCAUUGCUUGGCACAUUCAAGAGUAUAGACAAACUGGGUAUGAACGUGAUUAGCCAGGAGGAAUUCCGGGCAGCCAUGGAAAGCAAAUUCCAGUUCCAUCUCACUGAUCCACAAUUUGAGCAUUUCGUAGAUAAACUCCCUCUGGAUGAAGAUGGAAAUGUCAAAUAUGCAGAUUUCAUGCAGCAUUUUGACACAAAGGGUCUUGCACCAAGUUUGUUUGAGACUCAAAACAAAACAGACGCUCCUGUUGUCGUGAAUGGUGGACCUGGGGCUGCCAUGGCACCAGUUGAAGAGGCGAUGGAAGUUGACCCUGACCUCGAGCUUGAUGAGGCAUUGGAUAAUUUCGGUGUCAAUAGACGUGCUCCCCAAGAGCUCUUCAGUACUAUUAAAGAUCUACUCAACAGGAGGUUCCAAGACGUAGAAAAGGCAUUUUAUGCACAAGACGAAAUUAAUUCUAGACGAUUAUCACAAGAAACGUUCUACCAGCUUAUGAAAAAGUUUGAUAUUCAACCGGAAAUUUCCAGAGGCGAAAUCAGAGAUCUAUGGAAGACUUUCAUAACAAACACUGACAAAACGCUAGACUACCACCAGUUUGUCCGCCACUUCGGAUUCUCCAUGCGCUCAGCUGCAUUUCCAAACGCCAAAGUCAACCCUCCGAGGAAAGGUGAUGCAGAUUUCAUGCUGCGAUCAAGGAAACUCAACUGUGCAGCUGACAUGUUACAGGACAACCUUAGGGCUAAGGUGGAUUAUAUGUGGGAGGACCUACGGAAGGAGUUCGUAGCCAUGGAUCCCUAUGGUACCGGGUUUGUACAGAGAGACGAGUUCCGGGAACUCCUUACUGAGCUCUGUGUCCACCUCAGCGACUACGAAGUCAACAUGCUCUGUAACAAAUUCGAGAUCAGGAAAGAUGGAAGGGUUAACUAUAUCGAGUUCCUGAAGCCCUUCGCACUGAGAAAGCAGGUGUGGCGCCAUGGUAACAACAUGCUGUCCCUUCUUCAGCAUCCACAGCCAGAACUGCCCAUCACAGACAUUGUGGAACCCCCACAGAAGGGACUCCACGGUAUCACAGCCAAACUAAGGCAGAAGCUGGCGGGAGACUGGAAGAACUUGCGCCGUGCCUUCCGGAAACUUGAUAAAAGGAAUGUGGGUUAUCUGUCCCUGCCGGAGUUCCGGUCUGUGCUGAAACUGGCCAAUGUGAUUCUUGACGAAGAUGAAGUGUAUCACGUCAUGACCCAAUUCGAUAACAACAUGUCCGGGAAAAUCCCAUACGAAAAAUUCAUCGAGGAGACAUUUAAACCCCAGACCAAUCACAGCGUUAAGAGAUUGUGAACAGACAGACAGCAUUACUAUUAAUAUUGUUUCUAACCAAAAUUCUGAUAUUUUGUUUAUCUUGAGUUUGCUCACUAUACCUCGUAUAAAUGGUACUUUCCCCGAUACCAGAUUACUGUUGUUGCAGUUGAUCAUUGAUACGUUAAUUCCUAGGCUCAAGUUGCCGAAAACUAUUAUCAAUAGUUAAUAUUAAUUUGGAAACAAUCGGGUAUAUAUAGGUAAAUAAUUACACACUGUAAACAGGAGUUUACUUUGGCUUGAUUUCCUGUAAACACGCUACAAUAGUUUUCUCGUUCCCAAUGGUUCAGUCUUGUUAUAAUAGACACUUGUUGUGAGCAUAGAUGGUAUACGUUAUAUAUUUACACCAUGUUAAGAUUUUGUUACAUUUGGGUGAUUAAAUUGUAUAAAAUUUAUUGUUUAUAUUCUGAGAUAUUUUCGCUUAUUCUGUGUCACUGUCAGGUAUGAAUGUUUCUCUAUGACGUAUUUGUUUUAGUAUCGUCAUCACUGUAUUACCUAUUAUUAUGACACUAGUAUUUAAUAGUAUUAAAUGACAUUAUUAAACAUUUUACACCAUUGUCUAUAUCACAAGUUUAUCGACAAAUAUUUCUACAUAUAUCUAUCAAUAGAUGGCACAAAAACCAAAACAGGUAUUUAAUGGAUUUUAUUUUAUUUUUCAUACGGAUAAGAAAAUAUUGUAGAUAUAUGGACGAGGAUAGUUUCUACCAACGGCUGUGAUAUCAUUUUUGUGUUACUUUAUCAUGGUUAUUUACUUUUUCAUUGUGUGUAUCUUUUAUCAGUAUUAUUGUUGCAUAAUAUAUCGGUAUACACAUAGUUUUACGUGUUAAUGAAUAGCGUUAUAAUUAUUGUGAUAUGAGGGAAAAAAAAUCAAUGAUUAAAAUAGAUUUUAAUUGAUUUAUGUAUCCCCUGUACUGAAGACUGGGUUGCUUCCCUUGUUAUCGAGGGCUCCUGUGUGUUUUUGUCUAUUUUUGUUUUUCUACGUCUGCCUAAGAAUGAAUUAUUUUCACGACAGUUAUAGUGAUCUAGUCAUGCGUUAUACACUAGAGAAGGUAACCCCAUAUUGAACGGUUAUGGCUAAGAUAUGGUUAUCAAUAGAAAUAUUCGUCAAACCAAGUGUAAUGUUUGUAUAAUUCCAAACUGAAAAUAAAUUACCUCUUAAAGAGUCAAAUAAACAACAUUAUAAUUCACCUUCUUAUAAAGUCAAAUAAGCAAACUCAUAACUUAAAAUUAAAUUAUGGAUGAUGUGUGUCGUCCAAGAUCAAACCCGUCCAAGGAACAUGUGUCCGUCUCUUUGGUUCCAGGAAUGGGGAUCUUCCCUUUCUGUCCCACACAGUAACCGUCUGGCGUGUGUGAUAUUUUUCCAUUUUAACUAACAAAAUCAAUCAUGUUUUAAAUCAUUGUUUCUGAAUAAAUAAAUAAAGCUAUGUGUGAUAUU
Messenger RNA from Pecten maximus, 4547 nucleotides. Its product is annotated as EF-hand calcium-binding domain-containing protein 6-like. Bases 167 to 3094 code for a protein of 975 amino acids. The record is from RefSeq and is a predicted model, not a curated record. Gene Ontology annotation, cellular component: nucleoplasm. The transcript is spliced from 16 exons. Gene Ontology annotation, molecular function: calcium ion binding. Lineage: Eukaryota; Metazoa; Mollusca; Bivalvia; Pectinida; Pectinidae.